AUGAGCUACAUCCAAAAUAUUCAGCUAGUUCUCACCAAAACUUUAGCAGUUGUUCUACUUUUUCUAUUUGCAUACGUGAUAUUUCGCUCCGUCUAUAACGUCUUUCUUCACCCCCUCCGGCGUGUGCCAGGCCCAUUUCUGGCCAAGAUCUCUCGACUAUGGCUGUUCUACCAUGACUAUCAGGGGACUCCCCACAGUCACAUUCGGGAACUACAUCAGAAAUUUGGCCCGCUUGUUCGUAUUUCGCCAAACGAAGUAUCAAUCGACGAUGUCGAUGCCAACAACACAAUAUACGCCCAGAAUAAGCCAUGGGUUAAGCCGGCGUACCAUUACAAAGCUUUCCAAAGUUCUGUGGCAUAUAGCGUUUUCACCGAGCUGGAUCCACCGACGCACACUGCGCAUUCCCGUCUCUUGGCACCUGCCUUCGCCCAAUCAAGAGUCAAUGCGAUGGAUGCGCAGCGACUUGUUUGGGAUAAAUGUAAUAUCAUGGUAGAAGGCAUGCGCAAGACCCUGGGAUCGGAACCAAAGCAUGAUAGUACACCUUACCAAGCCACCACUAUGAGUCUCACUAGGCUGUUUCGCAGCUUCGCUUUGGAUAUCGUCACGACUUGGACAUUUGGGCACUGUGCCGAGAGCCUUUCCAAUUUCCAUUCGGAUUUAUUUGAUGUGUUUGACGUGGCGGCCGAAAGCGUGAUAUACUUUCAACACAUCCCAUUUUUACGAGCAUUAAUUCCCUAUAUUGCACCGCUGGUACCAUCGCUUGUACCAAACAAGAUUCUCGGGCAGUAUGCCAAAAAGGCACUGGAGGCAAAUAGGGCGGCCUUCAAUGGUCUUCGUGAGGUUGUCCCGUGUGUCUUCUCGGAGCUUGUCUCCUCUCAAUGGCAGGAGAAACGAGGCUAUACCCUAUCUGACGAGCAAAUUAUCUCCGACGGGAUUGUGAUUCUUGCAGCCGGAGCCGAUACGACAGCAGCCGCAUUAUCUAUCGGUAUGCAUUGGUUAGUAAGAAGUCCAGAUCUUUGGCAACAGCUGCAAGAUGAAUUACACCCAGUCAUGAGUACAUCUGAGAUGCCUCGAAUCGGAUCACUUGCUAUGUUACCUCUUCUCAAUGCUGUUCUCAAAGAAGGGUUGCGAGUUUCCUGCCCUAUCCGUGGUCAUAUGCCUCGCGUAGUUCCUUCACAAGGUUGGAACUACAAAGGGACACACUUUCCUCCUGGGGCAGUUGUUGCUACUUCUCCAUUUUACGGAUGUUAUAAUGAGACGGUCUUUGAGGAUCCCGAACUUUAUGACCCCACACGGUGGCUACCGCCAAGACAUACACCUAAGAUGGAGGCCUAUCUACAACCGUUUUCGAGAGGCACCAGGCAGUGCAUAGGACAAAACCUGACUUUAGCUAUGCAGCGAGUAGCUAUUGCGAAUGUGGUAUAUCAUUUCCAACCCAUUACCAUCAACAAAUCGGACAUACAAACGAGGGAAUUCGUGACAUUACUAAUAGAUUCUCCACUUGAAGUAACGCUUAGGCCUUUGAACCGUAUGGUUUCUUAUUAA
This is a messenger RNA of Colletotrichum navitas, 1545 nucleotides long. RefSeq names its product cytochrome P450 4A10. The transcript is spliced from 7 exons. Lineage: Eukaryota; Fungi; Ascomycota; Sordariomycetes; Glomerellales; Glomerellaceae. The record is from RefSeq and is a predicted model, not a curated record. Gene Ontology annotation, molecular function: oxidoreductase activity, acting on paired donors, with incorporation or reduction of molecular oxygen; iron ion binding; monooxygenase activity. Bases 1 to 1545 code for a protein of 514 amino acids.